AGAUGAUGAAACCAUGGUCUCUUUCGACGUGGUUUCCUUAUUCGCCGCUAUUCCUGUAGAAAAAGCCUGUAACUACAUCAGGAAGAAACUGGAAGAUGAUUAUUCUCUCCAUUCCAGAAGCAAUCUAGACGUUGAUGACAUAAUUUGUUUACUAGACUUUGUGCUGUCCAACAAUUAUUUCAUUUACAAUGACGACAUCUACAAACAAAUCCACGGCUGUGCUAUGGGUAGCCCUGUCAGCCCCGUAAUAGCCAACUUAUGUAUGGAGGAAAUUAAAGAAACAGCAAUCGAUUCAACCCCGGUUCCACCCAAAAUCUGGAAACGUUACGUAGACGACAGGUUUUGUGUCAUCAAAAAGAAUGCAGUUACUUCUUUUCAUGACUCACUGAACUCUAUCGACCCGCAUAUUUCCUUCACCAUCGAGCACGAAUCUAAUGGCCAGCUGCCAUUCCUCGACACCCUUAUUUCUCGCGAUAAUGAGAGGCUCAACAUUGAUGUCUAUCGGAAGCCCACGCACACGGACAGAUAUCUUGAUUUCCCGGCAUAAACAAAAGUAGGAAACCAGAAACUGCAGGGGACCGCAUACGAUAAACGCUGCCAACGUAGGAUCUACAUGAGAUCUC
Molecule: messenger RNA, 623 nt
Organism: Orbicella faveolata
Lineage: Eukaryota; Metazoa; Cnidaria; Anthozoa; Scleractinia; Merulinidae
Source: RefSeq, a predicted model, not a curated record